Messenger RNA from Sciurus carolinensis (gray squirrel), 5428 nucleotides. RefSeq names its product integrin subunit beta 6 (gene Itgb6). The transcript has 21 exons. Lineage: Eukaryota; Metazoa; Chordata; Mammalia; Rodentia; Sciuridae. The record is from RefSeq and is a predicted model, not a curated record. Gene Ontology annotation, cellular component: cell surface; focal adhesion; integrin alphav-beta6 complex. Gene Ontology annotation, molecular function: integrin binding. Bases 1032 to 3395 code for a protein of 787 amino acids. Gene Ontology annotation, biological process: integrin-mediated signaling pathway; cell adhesion mediated by integrin; cell migration.
UUCUCAUAUGAGCACUUGGGGCUUCAUGUAAAUCAAACAGACGUUCUGUCAUUCACCAGCAAUAUCGCUCCAUAGUGCUCUACACCCAUGUGCCUUCGUGAAAUAUUUCACUAUGCCUGUGGAAGAAAUAUUCAAGUGACUGUGCUUUUUCAGGAAUGGUGACACCAGAAUGUUUUAAAUCUGUUCAUUACCACAACAAGGAUAAAUGGCAUUUCUGCCAAAGACUUUUGCUAACGGGUGCAGUAAUGCAUGUCAGCACUUUCUGAAAUUAGAGGUUCUUCCCUGAGAGACUCUGCCUUCGGGAGUUCAUAAUGUCAUUUCUACUCUUUUGGCAUUAACGUACAGGUGGCCAAUCCCAAGAAGUCCCCUUCCUGGGGUGGUGGCAUGACUUCAGCAUGACCCCAACUUCCUUUCCAGGAAGACCUGGAGAUUUCUCACCAGUCCGGAAGCUUCAGGGAAGGCCUGGCUUUGGACUGACAUUGAACCUUAAAUACUUCAACCUAGAGGAGCAGAUGCAUGAGCAUGGUCCUGCCUUAGGUCCUUUGUACCUGCUGUUCUUCGACCUUGAAUCCUUCACUGCAAAUAACCAUCUGGCUGAGACAUCACUGCCUUCUGAUCUAGACUGUAAUGCCACCUCUCAACGAGGGCCUUAGUAGCUACUCUACCUCCUUGACGGUUCCUGUCUCCCUUCUCUGCUUUGUUUUCUUUUCUCCUUAACACUUUCCUUACCUAAAACUUCAUUUUAAUUAUCUGCAGAGAAUUUAACAUGGAAUACAGAAAUCUCAGGAUGCAGAGAGACUAAUAGAACUUACACAAAAAUUUCUCCUGAAUGAAUUUCCCCACCUUCUUGGUGAUUGUACACCUGCCUUCCUUAUAAGGAGAACAAGGAAGUAAAUCAUGUUGAAGUUGCUUUUAAACACAGCUUUUCUUCUUUACCUGUCCAGGUAGCCUCUGUUUUCAUUUCAGUCUUAAUGAAAACUUUUUAAUUUACAUCUCAAGUUUCUUUUCAAAGCAGUCGAGAACUGAAACGAAUGGGGAUUGAGCUGCUCUGCCUGUUCUUUCUAUUUCUAGGAAGGAAUGAUCGCGUACAAGGUGGCUGUGCCGUGGGAGGAGCAGAAACCUGUGGAGACUGCUUACUCAUUGGACCUCAGUGUGCCUGGUGUUCCCAGGAGAAUUUUACGCAUCCAUCUGGAGUUGGUGAAAGAUGUGAUACCCCAACAAAUCUUUUAGCCAAAGGAUGUCAAUUAACCUUCAUCGAAAACCCUGUCACCCAUAUAGAAAUCCUUAAAAAUAAGCCUCUCAGUGUAGGCAGACAGAAAAAUAGUUCUGACAUUGUCCAGAUUGCACCUCAAAACUUGAUACUUAAAUUGAGACCAGGUGGUGAACAGACUCUGCAAGUGCAUGUCCGCCAGACCGAGGAUUACCCUGUGGACCUGUAUUACCUCAUGGAUCUCUCCGCCUCCAUGGAUGAUGACCUCAACACAAUCAAAGAGCUGGGCUCCCUGCUUUCCAAGGAGAUGUCUAAAUUAACUAGCAACUUUAGACUGGGCUUUGGCUCUUUUGUGGAAAAACCCGUCUCCCCUUUUAUGAAAACAACGCCAGAGGAAAUUGCCAACCCUUGCAGUAGUAUUCCUUACUUCUGCCUACCUACAUUUGGAUUCAAGCACAUUUUGCCUCUGACAAAUGAUGCAGAAAGAUUCAAUGAAAUUGUGAAGAAUCAGAAAAUUUCUGCUAAUAUUGACACACCUGAAGGUGGAUUUGAUGCAAUUAUGCAAGCUGCUGUGUGUAAGGAGAAAAUCGGCUGGCGGAACGACUCGCUCCAUCUCCUGGUUUUUGUGAGCGAUGCCGAUUCUCACUUUGGAAUGGACAGCAAGCUGGCAGGCAUUGUCAUUCCCAACGAUGGGCUCUGUCACCUGGACAACAAGAAUGAGUACUCCAUGUCUACUGUCCUGGAAUAUCCAACAAUUGGACAACUCAUUGAUAAACUGGUGCAAAACAACAUGUUAUUGAUCUUUGCUGUAACCCAAGAACAAGUUCACUUAUAUGAGAAUUACGCAAAACUUAUACCGGGAGCCACCGUGGGACUACUUCAGAAGGACUCCGGAAACAUUCUCCAGCUAAUCAUCUCAGCUUAUGAAGAACUGCGGUCUGAGGUGGAACUGGAGGUAUUAGGAGACACAGAAGGACUCAACCUGUCCUUCACAGCUGUCUGUAACAACGGCACCCUCUUCCCACACCAGAAGAAAUGCUCUCACAUGAAGGUGGGAGACACAGCUUCAUUCAAUGUGACUGUGAGUAUUCCAAACUGUGAGAGAAGCAGGCGCAUUACCAUAAAGCCCGUGGGGCUGGGGGACACCCUGGAAAUACUCAUCAGUCCGGAGUGCCACUGCGACUGUCAGAAAGAAGUGGAAGUGAACAGCUCCAAAUGCCACAAUGGAAACGGCUCCUUCCAGUGUGGGGUGUGUGCCUGCAACCCCGGCCACAUGGGUCCUCACUGCGAGUGUGGUGAGGACAUGCUGAGCACAGAUUCCUGCAAGGAGGCCCCUGAUCAUCCCUCAUGCAGCGGAAGGGGUGACUGCUACUGUGGGCAGUGCAUCUGCCACUUGUCUCCCUAUGGAAACAUUUAUGGUCCUUACUGCCAGUGUGACAAUUUCUCCUGCCUGAGACACAAAGGGCUGCUCUGUGGAGAUAACGGGGACUGUGACUGUGGUGAGUGCGUGUGCAGGACCGGCUGGACCGGCGAAUACUGUAACUGCACAACCAGCACAGACUCAUGUGUCUCUGAGGACGGAGUGCUGUGCAGCGGGCGCGGGGACUGCGUUUGCGGCAAGUGUGUUUGCACAUACCCUGGAGCCUCAGGACCCACCUGUGAACGAUGUCCUACCUGCGGUGACCCCUGUAACUCCAAGCGAAGCUGCAUCGAAUGCCACCUGUCUGCAGAUGCCAAGGCCCAAGAAGAGUGUGUGGACAAAUGCAAACUAGCUGGCGCAACCAUCAGUGAGGAAGAAGAUUUCUCAAAGGAUAGUUCUGUUUCCUGCUCUCUGCAAGGAGAAAAUGAAUGUCUUAUUACAUUCCUAAUAACUACAGAUAACGAGGGGAAAACCAUCAUUCACAGCAUCAAUGAGAAAGACUGUCCAAAACCUCCAAACAUUCCUAUGAUCAUGUUGGGGGUUUCACUGGCUAUUCUUCUCAUCGGGGUUGUCCUUCUGUGCAUUUGGAAGCUGCUGGUAUCAUUUCAUGAUCGGAAAGAAGUUGCCAAAUUUGAAGCAGAACGAUCAAAGGCCAAGUGGCAAACGGGAACCAAUCCACUGUACAGAGGCUCCACUAGUACUUUUAAAAAUGUAACCUAUAAACACAGGGAAAAACAAAAGGUGGAUCUCACCACAGAAGGAUAGAAUCACUUCAUGCACGGGAAGAGUUAGCUUCACUGAUGUGAAAUGUUAAUGCACUAUUUGAUUUUCCUUUCUUUGUUGCUUCAAGAGGAGGUUGGCUUAAGCUAAUAGCAGGUCAUUUGGAGAUCAGUCAUUCUCUGUAUGAAGGUGAGACACUAUGUUGACAGGUUCAAAGUAAUCAAGAAGAGGAAUUUCCUUAGCAAAGAGGUGACUUUGGGGAUCAUUUGAGGAAUACUAACUCUGUUGCAUUAAUGCUUCAAAAAAAUCAUCAAAAUGAUUCAUGGGGGCCUGAUUUGUGUUUGAAAAAUGUUGAAAAUUAGAAUCUCAUUUGUUGCAGGAGUACAGCUAUCUAAAGUCUUUGUCCCAGCAAAGUCACGAAGUCCAUAUGCUUAUUGUAUACCCACACUUUCCAGUUAUUCUAAACUUGCAGUAAAUCCAUCCUAAAGGAGAAUUUUUUUUUUAACUAGGAGAACUGAGAUUCUGAUUUCAUUCAGUUGAAAGGAUGCAUUUCUUCCAAAGAUAUCCCAAAUUGUAAGAUUGAAAAUUAUGUUGAUAAUUUCUGUGAAUUAUCUGCAUGCACCUGUAAGUCAGGUACACAAACAAGCACUUGUUUUACAGACAAGGAAAAAGUAAUUUAUAAAUUAAGUCACUAGUAAAAACAAAAAUAAUAAUCCUACCAUUUAGCCUGUUUUUAAAGUACCUGAAAAAUAAUCUAUGCUCAGUUUCCUUUUUGUCCUUGAGUUUUCAAACUGUUACUUCUCCCUGUUUCUCAAUCGUCUUAUUCAGUGUCAGAGUCUUCUAAACCUGUAAUUGUCACAUGAGAGUUUUCAUUUCUUUUUGAAAAAUUACUUUAAAUGGUUAGCUUAUUCACAGAGAGUUCUAGUAAUAUAAAAGGAACAUGGGUAAACAGAACAAAUGUUUAAAUGGCUUUAAAUCAAGCACAACAAGAGUACACAGCUCCCUCAUGAAUUGCAGAUUUUAAAGUCUAUGUUCUUUUCUCAUUAGCAUAAUGCAACGUGCACAUUUCAGCUACAUGUGGUUGAUACGCACUAUAUGUUUAAGAAGUAAGAUUUUACUUACAAAAUAACGUAGACAAUUAGGGGUUCAUCAGUUGAUUGACGAGAUGGCCUCUGUAGAAUGUUAUUUCUUAUGGUUACUGCUGUGUCAGAAAGCACUUUCAUCUCACUUGAUCCUUGCACGGAAAUAAAGGCUCAGAGAGUGAGUAGAAGAACUGGGAUCAGAAUCCACAUCUUCUAACUCCAAGGCAUUUCCUCUUCCCACUGCAUGGGACUGCCUCUUUUGUCAUUAAAAUGAUAGAAACAUUCUAUUAGUUAAGCAAUAACUAUCAUUUGUUUGAAAUGUACUGAGACUAAACAAAUAGCAUUUCAAGUACUGGAAUACAGGUGAGUUGUACUUUAGUGCAAUGUUUAUUAGCUUUGAUUAAAUUGUAAUGUAAAGCCUUAUAGAGUUCCUUACAUACUGGAGGCUUCAUGGUUGUCCAUUGAAUUGCCAGUGUAAUCUCGAAGUUUCUUCAGUCCUACCAGAUUGAUGUGUGUACAUUUGAUCACUUGAAGACUUUUCCCCCACCCCCCGGUUUCUAAACAACUCAGGUAAAUCAUACAUUUAGGGAGUACUGGGCUAUAUGCGAAGGAUUACUGAACAAUCUCCUUGGACAUCUGAAGGACUGAUAUGCCGCUCCAUUCUUGAUGGGGAAGUCUAGAGCAACCUGCUGCGGCCCUUGACGGUGACACAGCAGUAGCAGUCCCCUGUACAUGAGACUGCUUGUGUUGUUUUUGUAUAAUUACUGACGUGGGAUUUUAGAAAAUAGAUUUUAGAAAAUUUGUGUGUGUGCAUUAGGGAAGAAUCUGCUCUUUCUUUAAAUGCUGUUUUGACCCAAGGCAGGACCUUGAAAAGGUCAAAACAUUAACAGUAGUACUUCUAUUCACUGAAGAGUUAUGUUACAUGAAGAUAAAAUGUUUGUUUUGUAAGUUGUUGUAUUUUCUGUUGACAUAAAUAAACAUGGUAAUUUAAACAGA